AUGGUUAGGAAUCAGGAAGAAGAAGAAGAAGAAGAACAACAAGAAGAAAUCGAGCUGAGUUUGAAUUUCCGGAGAAUUUUUGGUGAAGGAGGAGACCAGCGGCCAUGGGUGUGCUUGUCAUCGCUCAUGGUCAGCCUUCCAUCGAUUCGUUCGAGCCUCGCCGAUUUCGAUGUCAUGCUGAGUCGUAACACUGCUUCUCCUCUUCUCUUGCCGCCCAACAGGCUUCAAAAUUUUAGUUUGAGAUGUUCAUUCACUAAUACUGAUGCCUGCAAUUCUGUCGUAAAUGAAGAAGUCCAUGAGGAUAUAGCAUCUCUUGAUUCACAUUGUCCAGUUCCUGUUGUUCAUCUCAUAUCUGAUUGCCUGGAGAAAGAAGCAUUUAAUUUACUUCAAGGCAAUUUUGGAGACAAUAUUUUGACAGUACUACCUGUCUUUUCAGAGGUGGAUCAGAGUGCCAUUGCUUCAUCCCCUGCUCAUCCAGCUGCACUUUAUGCGUUGUAUGCUAGCUGUUUGGCUGGGAAUCUGGUUGAACAGCUUUGGAGUUUCGCCUGGCCUGCUGCCAUUGCAUUGAUCCACCCAAGUCUUCUUCCUGUGGCCGUCAUGGGAUUUUUUGUGAAGCUUGCUGUAAUUGUUGGAGGCCCUUUGUUAGGAGAUCUUAUGGACCAUUUUCCGAGAGUACCAGCAUUUAAUUGUUUGACUGUUAUUCAGGUAGCUGCUCAGUUGUUAUCUGUUGGGAUGAUUAUUCAUGCCCAUAAUGUUCAGCCUGGAUCCCUGUCUUCUGUUCUUGCCCAACCUUGGUUUGUUGUACUUGUGAUAGCUCUGGCUGUUGAAAAGCUUGCUGGCAUGGCUCUGGGAGUUGCAAUGGAGCGUGAUUGGGUUGUUCUGUUGGCAGGAAUCGAUAGACCAAUUGCUCUUGCCCAAUCUAAUGCGGUACUUAGUCAAAUUGAUCUACUCUGUGAGAUUGCAGGAGCAUCAUUAUUUGGAAUUUUCUUGUCCAAAUAUGAACCAGUGACUUGCUUAAAGAUGACUUCUAGUUUGAUGGUGUUGUCACUGCCUGUUGUGGUAGUAUCUAGCCUUGCUGUUUUUGGGGUAAUUCUUACAUGGUUAACAAAUAAGCUUUCUGGUGGAGUACUGGAACGUGCCAAAUGUCCACAAACUGGUUGUGGAUGUUCAUCUGCAGGAUCAAUUCCAGAUACUAGAAAUAUAUUUGCCACGAGUAUAGAAGCUAUUAAGCAUGGAUGGUUCGAAUACAUUAAGCAGCCUGUUCUACCAGCAAGCCUUGCUUAUGUGCUUCUCUAUUUCAAUGUGGUUCUUGCACCUGGCGGCUUAAUGACUGCGUUUUUGACACAUAGUGGUUUAAAUCCUUCAAUUAUUGGGGCCUUCAGUGGAUUAUGUGCUUUUAUGGGUGUUGCGGCAACAAUUGUUUCCGCAAAAAUGGUCGGGCGACUUGGCAUUCUUAAGGCUGGAGCAGUUGGCCUGAUCUUUCAGGCUGCGGUUUUAACUAUGGCAGUUACUGUGUAUUGGAUUGGUUCUUUCUCGAAGAAGAUUCCACUUGUGCUCUUCUUGUCUUUGAUUGUCUUGUCUAGAUUGGGACACAUGUCAUAUGAUGUUAUAGGGGCACAGAUUCUACAAACAGGGAUCCCUGCAUCUAAAGCAAACCUUAUAGGGACCACAGAGGUUUCAAUUGCUAGUUUGGCCGAGUCAGUAAUGCUUGGGGUCGCCAUAAUCGGAAAUGAUAUUUCACAUUUUGGCUUUCUGGCCACACUUUCACUUGUGUCGGUAGUUGGAGCAGCUUGCUUGUACUGUUGGCCUCCAGCUGCAAAAGGCAAAAGAAACAAACUAGUUGAAAUGGGGCUUUGUAGUUUUUGGACUGUGGUCUUGGCUUUGCCUAGAGGUCCAGGUAUACAAAAUCCAGCCACUUCUGUUCAGCAAUAAUAUGGCAUCAGAUAAUAGCCGAAACUCAUGGUGUGGCUACAUAUUUCCUUAGGAGCAUGCGCCUAAACAAUUAUAAAUUUGCGUAUGGCCCUCGUAAGGAACUGGAUGAGAAUAGUUUUUCCUCAGGCAGGCAGGCUGUAUAUAAAUUCACACACUUAGAUAACAACUGAUCGUGAGAAAUUUUCAGGUUAUACCCAGAUGACAUUCAUGUAGUUCAGUUUGUCCUAAAAUAUUCUUUUGUAUUUGGCAGUCACGGUUAUGGGCUACCAACUGCUAGAAUGCAUUUCCAUUAAAUUUGCUUCUCAUACCUCACCUAAGAAGUUAUGGUGCAUUUAUAUUUUUGUGUAACUAAAGAAUUAUUCGUUUAGUGGUAGAUGGGCCAUGAAGUUCAUUUGCAUCUCUAUUAUACAUCUGAUAUUUAUUUGUUUAUUAGGCUACAUUUAGGAUGUUUUGGGCUGAAAUUUAAUUUUAAUAUCUGUUAGAACUCUUCUUUACACAUGAAAGGGACCCGUCCACGGGACAGAAUAAUAAAA
Messenger RNA from Striga asiatica, 2465 nucleotides. NCBI's taxonomy places the organism in Eukaryota, Viridiplantae, Streptophyta, Magnoliopsida, Lamiales, Orobanchaceae. The record is from the annotation of a GenBank genome assembly.